Westerdykella ornata is the source of this 1494-nucleotide messenger RNA. RefSeq lists its product as uncharacterized. The record is from RefSeq and is a predicted model, not a curated record. The transcript is spliced from 2 exons. Lineage: Eukaryota; Fungi; Ascomycota; Dothideomycetes; Pleosporales; Sporormiaceae. The coding region runs from base 408 to 1376 and encodes 322 amino acids.
CUUUUGCGAAUGCACACUCUGGUUUAUGUGUGUAUAAGAUUUGAAUGCUCAACAUAGUUAUAAAUCGAAACGGCCACGUGGCCCAAUGGCAAGGCGUUUGACUACGAUUAUUAAGCUGAUUUAUGUGGGCACACUGCCACGCCACGAACCUUCCAACCCCUUUUCAGUCUUUCCGUCAAGAGCGAACGAGCCGCUCACUUCAGCGCAGCGUGGCCACGGAUAGAACAAGAACACGGCUGCAUGUGGAACAAGACCGCUCGGUAUCACAGGCUUAAGAGAACAGGAUGUCUUUCGCUAUGGUUCUAGUCAGUUCCUCCCUUAUCUGCUUUCUGUGGUACAAUCUAAUGAUUCCUCGCUUCCGUCAUUGUUUGUUAGAUACAUGGAGCAUCAUGUAGUGUUUGUUUUCUAUGGCAAGCCAAGUGACUGUGGCGCGGUAUAGCAUGUGGCGGUGCGGCGGUCUAAACAGCGUCAAGCUCCCUUCCCGCCUUCACCUUCACCUUGAACCUUCCUUGCUCCCUCUUCUUCCAGGCGAAUCGUCUUCUCUUCACUCAAGCCGAACCUCAUUACCCAGCUUCAUCGACAUUAUGAGCGGCUCAGCCAAUAGUGACGUGGAUAGCAUUCUCCACUGGAUUCGCCAGCUGGAUCCCGCGGACCCGGUCUUCAAGAUUCUCACGCUGGUAAUCAAGAACGCCGUCCCCGGCACCGAACACCUUCCUCUUCAAGCCUUCACGAGCGCGGGAUCGGGCAACGGCGCUGCCUCCACUGAGGAGCUCAUCCAUGAACGCUCCAAUUCCCAAGGCCAAGGAGACGUGAACAACGCUGACAGCACUGCCGAACGAGCGUCGACAGGACCCGGCACGAGGGUCACCGUCGACUUCAAGGAGCUCUCGGAGACCAAUGACCCGUUUCAGAAGAUAGCUAACGCCAUUGUGGUCAUGCUCCCGUGCAUCGGCCAGAUGUUCCGGACAGCUUCCAUCCCCGUAUACAGUGAUGCCUCCGCCGUCCAUCUCGAGCAUGCGAAAUACAAACUUCAAUACAUGGUUUCCGAGAUCGCGGGACUGUAUAAUGAGCUGCUCGCGACGGACAGGGUCCAACUCUACUUCAUUCCGUCCCCGUACAUGCCAGAGUGGACUCCGUCGACCCGGGCCAUCGUCAAGAGCUCUGAGCUGCUCGGCUCGCUCGGGACCAUCGAAGUUGUGCCGCUGGAUCCGCAUGCCUGGGCGCGGUCGCUGGAAGACAAGGUUGCGCAAACCCCUAAUACGGACCUGGAGGACGAGGAUAUCCCCGGCCUCAUCCAAGCGCUCCAGCAACGCGGAUACGUCGUUUCGCGUCCCAUUGGAGGCCACGGUGAACAAGAAGAUAUCAUCACAUCCUGAGCCGCUCAUCUUUGACCAUGCGCAUCAUUUGCCACUCCCAACUUGUGGGGAAGCAUGGGUAUGGGUGAUACGGCUUUGGACAGUGGGAAUUUCCCUUCUGCUCAGAUUCGAGUCGUCC